Messenger RNA from Pseudo-nitzschia multistriata, 1445 nucleotides. The record is from the annotation of a GenBank genome assembly. Lineage: Eukaryota; Bacillariophyta; Bacillariophyceae; Bacillariales; Bacillariaceae.
CGUCAUUGUACUACAAUCCAUCUUUGGCAACACAAAGAGAUCCAGCAACCCACGCAUUGUUUUGUCGCAACUUGCUUCGGUGGCAGAAAAAAAAUAAGCAACAAUCUCUACACAAGUGAAAACGACAAUGUUUGAUUCCAGAAAAAUGCCCCCGCUGCUAGCCCUCGCACUGCUGUUCUUGUCCCUCCAGGCCCUGUGCUCGCUCGCCGAGGUUUCCCCGACGUGCAGCGAUCCGACGUGCGAAGCAGAGAAGGAUGCCCCCGCUCUGCCGGAACUCCCCGAGAUGGUCGACGGGGGUGUCUUUGUGCACUUUCACCUGUACAAGACCGGCGGAUCCUCGGUCACGGAGCUCUUUGUCGAGCUCAAGCAGGAAUUCGACGAAAUCGCGUACGAGGAGGCCGAGGCGGCCGGGAAAUUCGACGAGGAAGAAGACUUCCCCGAUGACGACAACAAUCCCAAUUCGGAGUUUCUCGAGGGCGUGAAGAUCAUUUUUGUCAACAACCGCGAGGACAUGACCGAGGAGGACAUCGAGUGGUCGAUCACCGAGGCGAAGGAGAAGAAAAAGCCCGUGUUUUACAACUUCCACGUCGAGUUUCCCGCUACCAUGUACCCCACCCUGAUCGAGGCCGCACCCAUCCUCCGGGAAUGGCGGGCGAGGGCCGAGGCCGAGGGGAUCCCCUUCUUUGCCACCACGGUCCUCCGCGAGCCCCUCGGCCACGCCCUGUCCUUUUUCAACUUUUUCCACGUGACGGUGGACGAGAUGGAAUGGAGCCCCUUUGCCGGCGACAUGGAUGCCACCGAGGAGAACUUUCUCAAGACGUACGUCGGAAACCGGCUGUGCCACCUCAUGUACAACGACGCCCACGGGAUCCUCGAAGCCCCCGACGAGGCCCUCCGGGAGGGCCUCAAGGAAAACCUCUUCCACUUUAUGGACGAACACGAGCUCAACCGCCGCAACGAGCCGUCGCACUGCGACGCGGACGCCCUCCGCACGAUCCUCUUUGAGGACAACACCUUUGACUACGUGGGAAUCACGGAGCGGCUUUCGACGCACAUUUUGCCAAUGUUCACCAAGAUCGUCUUUGGGGACGCGCGCCUGGCGGGGGAUGCCGAGGUGAAGAAGAAGGCCGCCGACAUGACCGACGACACCUGGGUCCCCCUGAAAAAGAACACCCUUUCCGAGUCGACGAAGGAGCUCGUGGCCAGGGAAUCGGCCAAGGACCAGAAGCUGUACGAGGAGGCCCGCGACCGGUUCGCCCACUGGCCGUCCUACUUAUGACACGCGGCCUCCGGCAGCGGGAGCAGCGACGAGGCCGGGGAGGAGGAUUCUUCCCCGUCGUCGUCGCCGCCGUCCGCCCCGGGCCAAACGGAAGGAGAGCUGUAGCGGAGAUGCAGCGCGAGAAAAAUAGAAAUCAAAAACCAGAAAUCACACUAUAGACAAAACU